Naumovozyma dairenensis CBS 421 is the source of this 3042-nucleotide messenger RNA. RefSeq names its product Sgd1p (gene SGD1). Gene Ontology annotation, cellular component: nucleolus. Gene Ontology annotation, biological process: ribosomal small subunit biogenesis. NCBI's taxonomy places the organism in Eukaryota, Fungi, Ascomycota, Saccharomycetes, Saccharomycetales, Saccharomycetaceae. The record is from RefSeq and is a predicted model, not a curated record. Gene Ontology annotation, molecular function: RNA binding; protein binding. The coding region runs from base 1 to 3042 and encodes 1013 amino acids. The transcript has a single exon.
AUGCUUACCCCUCAAAAUGGUAUCAAUAUCCCAGGGAUUAUCCUAGAUGAGUUGAAAACUAAAGAUUACUCAAAAGAUGAACGUUUCCAAUCCAUUGGUAAAAAGAAAAGAAAUGCUGGUAAACAACUUAGUAGGAAAGAAAAGAGAAAGCAACUAAGAGCUGAAAAGAAACAUAAGCAUAUUUCUUCACAUAAUCAAACUAAAGAAGAGCAUAAUAAGCCUUUAAUUCAUAAGAAAAUCACGACUAUGGCAGAUACUAAAAGUUCUAAACACUAUGAUAAUAACAAGGAACCAAAGCAAAAGAAAGCUAAAACAUCGAACGCCAAAACAAUUACAACAAAACUCCCAUUUUCUUCAGAUGAUGAGCUUUCUUCCGGAGAUUUUGACGAAUUUGAUGAAGAUGAUCUUGAUGCUGAAGAAUGGGAACAAUUGAAAGAACUAGAGGAAAAUGACAGUAAUGAAGAUGAAAGUGAAGGCCAAGAUGAUGAUGUAGAGGAAGAAUUAGAUGAAACGGAACCUAUGACAACAGAAGAAACGAUGGCAAAACUUAAAGCUUUGAAAGAAUCAAAAAACAAAAAGAAAAACACCAAAACCGUAACUAAGACUGUUACAUUUGACCUUCCAGAAGAAGAUAAAGAAGCUAAAGAGAUGACAGUUGAAGAAACUAUGGCGGAAUUAAAAAGAAAAAAAGCUGCUAAAAAAGAAAGAAAAAGUAAUAGACAUUAUGAAGAAGAAGCUGUAGAAUAUCCCCUGACUCCUGAAGAAAUGGCAGCCAUUGAAAGAGAUGAAUUAGAUAUGAAAUAUUAUGCCAAGAAACUGGGAUUGAAAAGUACAAAGAAGAAAAUCCGUGCAAGGGAUGAAUUUGAUGCCAUCGGUGGGCUCUUGGAAGGCCUUGAUUAUUUUGAAAACUACGGUGAAGAAGACGAAGACUACGGUGAUUUUGCAUUUGGGAAGAGUGCUGACCGUUCCCAAGAAGAAGCCGAUGACUCGAAGCAGAGUGAAAAUGAAAGCAGCGAGAGUGAGAAUGAAGACGAUACAAAGGCAUUUCCCUCAGAUGACGAGCUAUCAUCAGGAGAUUUUGAUGAAUUUGAAGAAGGUGAUCUCGAUGAAGAAGAAUGGGAACAACUAAGGGAAUUAGAAGGUGCAGAUAGUAGUGAUACUGAAACAAAAUCUUUGAAAAAGAAGAAAAAGGCUAAAGAGAAUCCAUAUGUUGCUCCAGCUACUUCUGACUCAACUGAUACAUACAUACCCCCUUCCUUGAGGAAAAAACAAUUGACAUCUGAUGGAAAAUCUCCUAAAGUUCUUGAAAUUAAACAGAAAGUAAAGUCAUCCUUAAACAAACUGUCUGAUUCCAAUAUUACUAUUAUAAUAUUGAGUAUAAAUGAACUGUAUGAUUCUUAUCCAAGACAAUACGUUACGGAAGCCAUAACUAAUCAAAUUAUAGAGAUCAUUGCCCAAAAAAAUAAGCUAUUGGAUAGUUUCAUAAUGAACUAUUCUGCAGUAGCUUUUGCACUAUGGAAAUUAAGAGGUAUUGAAAUGGGUGCUCACUUUAUUCAAACAGUGGUAGAAACUUUCUUAAAAAGUUACAAAACACAGUUAUCUAUGCUAGACACACAGAAAGAUGAUAAUGAACCUACCGUUUUACCAAAAGAAUGUAAUAACAUCGUGACAUUACUAGCAUAUUCUUAUAACUUUGGAUUCAUAUCUUGCCGUUUGAUUUAUGAUCUAGUUAGAAUGUUUGUUGAAGAUCCUAAUGAAUUUACCACAGAAUUAUUGCUAAGAAUAGUUGCAGUCUCUGGUCAGCUGAUUAGAGGUGAUGACCCUUCCGCAUUGAAAGAAAUUUUAUCAAUACUACUGAAAAAUGUUAAGCCAAUGAAGCAGCAAUCACCAAGAUUAAAAUUCUUAUUAGAUACAAUGUCAGAUCUAAAGAAUAAUAGAUUGAAACCGUCCAUUUUGGCAACUGAUCAUCAUCUGGUUAAGAAAAUGAUUUCCAAUUUAGUUAAUAGUUCCAGCAGUAAUGAUGCAUUACAAGUAUCCCUUGAUGAUAUCAGGAAUGUUGAUAUGAAAGGUAAGUGGUGGUUAGUAGGCGCUUCUUGGAGAGGUAAUAUGGAACAUGCGUUUGAUGAGGCCAAAACAGAACGUAACUCUAAACAAGAUAAUAUCAAGCCAGCUACAGAAAUUGAUAUUGGAGAUGAUUUACUUGAUGAUAUUCCCGACUGGGCCGAGAUUGCCAGAAAACAGAGAAUGAAUACGGAUAUUCGUCGUGCAAUCUUUAUUAGUAUAAUGUCAGCUACUGAUUAUAUGGAAGCAUUUUCUAAAUUGGAGAAGUUAAAUUUGAAAAACAAACAAACUUUGGAAAUCCCAAGAGUAUUGAUGCAUUGUUUAUUGGCGGAGGGCGGUAAUAGUGGUUAUAACCCAUUCUACUCACUGGUCGCUUGUAAAAUUUGCGAACAUCACCAGCUGUUAAAGUCAUUUCAAUUUCUUUUCUGGAACGUGGUAAAGAAAUUUGAAGAUAAAUCCAAUGGUGGCUAUGGUAGUGAUGACUCCAGUGAUGAAGAUACUGAAGAAGAAUUCGAUGGAGAUGAAGAUAAACGACUAAGAAAUAUUUCAAAUCAAGGUAGAUUCUUCGGAUAUCUAAUCAGCGAAGGGAUUUUGAAACUAGACACAUUUAAGCAUGUACCAAUUAUGGGCGGUUUGAAUUCUAAUGGUACACUUUUUGUUGAAUUGUUGCUUUAUCAAUUAUUAUUAUCAAUUGCAAAGAAAUCUGAGAAUAAAGAAAAGAACAAAAUUGAUGGUAAAAGAAAGUUUAAUUACAAAGAUACAUAUCUAAUCAAUACUCUCACGAAUGGUAUUAAAUUAGAAAAUCGUUCUGCAAUUCUCAAAGGUUUGAAAUGGUUUAUACAAAAUAAAUUAAAAUAUAAAAGCUAUAUCUCUGGUUCGGCGGGAAGCAAACCCUAUGAAAGAGACCUCAGGAGGAUAAAAUGGGCAUCAAAGAGAUUUGUAGAGCUUAUUGAUGAAGAAUUAGAAGGAGUUGAUUAUUAA